Dromaius novaehollandiae (emu) is the source of this 3097-nucleotide messenger RNA. RefSeq names its product syntaxin-binding protein 4-like. The transcript has 22 exons. Lineage: Eukaryota; Metazoa; Chordata; Aves; Casuariiformes; Dromaiidae. The record is from RefSeq and is a predicted model, not a curated record. Bases 138 to 2333 code for a protein of 731 amino acids. Gene Ontology annotation, molecular function: protein binding.
ACGCGUCUCGCUGCGGCUGAACGCCGGGCCGGGGAGCCGGGCGCGGGCGGGCUGAGGAGCGGGGCCGUGCCGCCGGCCCCCGCGGCUCUCCCAUGGCCGGCCGCGGGCCCCCGCGCCGGGGCUGACGGCCCCGCAGCAUGGCCUACCUGGCGCCCGCCAGCCGCCACCUCGAGCGCGUCGAGGGGCUGUCCCUCAUCUACUGGACACUCAUGGGACCGUAUGGAAUGGAUCGAGCCGUGCAUUGCUUUGAUUUCUACGACUGUGCGAAUGGGCUGGGUAUUAAGGUGAUUGGUGGUAUCAAGGAGCACACAGGAGAAGAAUAUGGAGUUUAUGUCAAGAGGAUCCUACCAGGAGGUGUUGCUUAUGCUGAUGGUCGCCUGCAACCAGGAGACCAGAUCCUGGAGGUCAAUGGAGAUUCCCUAAUUGGAGUCACAAGUGAGAGGGCUGUGGAUAUCCUCAGAACAGCGUCUGCCACCAGCCACAUGCGCCUUCUCAUAGCCCGAGACGAUGAUGCCAGGAGAGAGUUCUCUGAACUGAUGGAGAAGUUUGGCUCUCAGAGCAAUACAGGCUCAGCGCGGAGCUCUCCUGUUCUGCACGGUGGAAGUCGAUACCUGGAAAGUACAUCCUCGGGGUCCUCCUCACGUUCCCAGAGUCCGCUGCUCCUGAGCCCUGCAAAUUCUCACAGCCCGCUCAUCGGAAACUCGGCACACUCUCCUCACCCGCAUUACUCCAUUGAAUCAGGAAUCCAGAGCAUCUCUAUAGCAAAGUCCUCCGGCUUAGGGCUGACAAUCAGUGGUGGAUCUAACAGGCCUGAUGGCCCCAUGAUUUACGUUCAAGAGCUUAUGCCAGAUGGUGACUGUUACAAGGAUGGUCGGCUCCGUCCUGGUGACCAACUAAUUGCUAUCAAUAAAGAUUCUUUGGUGGGCAGCACAUAUGAAGAGGCCAGAAAAAUAAUUGCAAAAACCAAAUUCAGACAUGAGGGAAACACAGAAGUGGCCUUUAUUCCUGGAAGGGGACGGUUGCAUCCUGGCCUGUCAGUUCAUAACAACACCCAGUCGCCGCCUCCAAAGGCUGUGGGAAAUGGUCUAAGUUCCUGCAGAUCGAAGGUCCAUGUGAGGUCCCCAGAGAAUAGACAUGAAAAUCUUUUUCCUGUGCCUUCUUUGUCACCAGACAUUUGCCCGCCAGAGCUCACUGUCUCAGCACCUGCUUCAGCAUCUAAUCAGAAAGCAGCUUCAGGCAACAAACCAAAAGUAGCACUGGAUCCACAUAUUCGUCUCAAGGAUGGAAAACUGGAACUGGUUCUGCAGUAUCUCGGUCUGGAUGUGACUGAGGAGAAGAAGAGGCAGUUACGGCAAAGUCUGACAACAGACUCACAGGGAACAGUGGCCUAUGGAGAUUUUCUCCAAGCACUCAGGGAUCUAAUGCAGGAUGAGCUGGAUGAGGCCGGCCUUGAUUCCAGCUCAGUGCUCUUCACUCAACAUGAAGUGGCCAGUUUGCUGGAUACAUCUGCUUUUCACUCUCUGACUUUUGAGACUCUCAACUGUGAUGGCAAUGAGGAACUGGAGCAGCUGCAACUGGAAAUGACAGAGCUGCGGCAAGAAGUCCGGAGGCUAAAGUCUCUCCUGAAAGAGGUAGAGAACAGUAAGAAGUCGAUGGAAGAUGAACUGCAGAGACUGAACCAGAAAGCACUGGGCUUCCUCUCUGAGAACCGGACCCUGCACAGCAAGCUGCAGAUGGCAGAGGUCGUGCAGAGACAGGCUCACAGCGCAGAACAGGACUACGAGGAAGUGAUCCACUUGCUGGAAGCUGAAAUUGCAGAACUGAAGACAGAGCUGGCAGGGAAGAAAGCAAAACAUGUCUCUGAAAUAGAGGGGGAUAUUCUGGAACUGAAAAGGCAGUUGUCCCUGGCUGAUGGCCAGUUACGAAAAUCAGAAGUCUCACGGAAGCGCCUGGAGAUCUGCAAUAGGAAGCUCCUCCUGUUUGUGCAGAAUGUUCACAAGGUCCUGAGCACAUCCAGUCAUUUACCAGACCAGAAAAGAGUCAACAGUGAAACAGAAGAGGAUAAAACAGAUGCAGUCUCAGAUACAUCUCUUCCAUCUUCAGAUCUUGUUGACCUCUUGCUAUCAGAAGCUAAAGAACUGCUAGCACCAAUCCUCUCCAACAAGGAUGCUUUGCCAUGUGACUGGGACCAGUGCCUGCCUACUGAAGGAAUCUCAAAUUACAAGGACCAUCUUCAUCAGAAGACCACAUGGCCCCCUCCUUCAAGCCAGAACAAGAAUGAUGAGCCACAGCCACUGAGUCCAACCAACAAACUGCCUGAGAAGCCUACAUAAAUCUCCCACAACUUUUUCGUGCUCAGAAGUGUGCAUGUUCAUAACACAGCUUCUCUGCUGGGAGAUGGAAAGGACGCACAACUGGUGUUUCAGCUUCCAGGCAAACCAGAGGGAAACAAGCUUUCUAACAAGAGACUGAUUGUUCCUGAACAGCCACUGAAGACUUUCAGUCACCUCCCCUGCAUGUCUACCUCUGAGUUAUCGUACAAGGCUAUUUUCUCUUGGUUUUGCAGCUUUAUAGGAAAAAUAUUUUCAAGCGGAUACAAAUGCCUGGAUUUCACUGGCAGCCUUUUAGAGCUUGUAUCCUGGGUAGUAAGAGGAGCAUGGACUUACUAAGGGACUCAGGAGUCUCAAACAGAUUCCUUUUGGUAUUUCAUAUGAAAAACCAAAGUACAUUUAGUGACUAUAAUAAAACCAGUUUAAUCUGUAGUGUCCUAGCUGUUUUGGGAUAGGUACUUUUAUUUCUAUUUUUUUUUUGUAUAGCUUAUCCCAGCUGCAAUGCUUGACAUGGAAAGCACCAUCCCAGCUAUUCAUUGGAGAAAGGGGCCAGAGACAGCCAUACACUACCAAUGAUGUAGCAUUACUGGACCCCAACCAGUCUUGGGAACGCAACAGAGGCCAUAGUGAACAUAUUUAAAUAGAGGCCCAAGGUGUCACUUGGAAAUUAGAUGCACAGGAUGCAAGAUUGUAUGUGGCUAGCAAUGAACAUGGUAGAGAUCUGAGAUGAACAUGAGGUCUGGAAAAUAAAGUGAAAAUGCUGCUUA